AAGAGACUCUUAGUUAUCACUAAACUCCGAUCUCAGAAGAGUUAAGCGCACAUUUAGCGCAUAAAUAGAGUGAACAUGUUCAAAUUCGAAAUACACGCUCUACUUUUGCUGGUUGUCACAAUGGCUUUAGUAUUGGCGAUGCCGUAUCCUGGCGGUCAUCACAGCGAACACACGCACUUCAAAAUCCAUGUGCCGUAUCAUAUUCACGAACAUCGUCACACACACGUGAAGAAAAUUUAUAUACCGGUUCACGUCAAAUCACACGAUGACCAUAAACACGAAGAGGUUGACUGGUAAAUUAUCUUCGCGAUAUUCUUAUGGUUAAGGAACUUUGUUAUGACAGAAUUGUUUAAUCAUGAUCGUCUGAUGAUAUCUGAAGGACUUGUUAUUGUUCUACACUGUUAAUUGUGUAAAAUAAACCAUAUUUAUAAACUAAUGAUUAAUUGCUUCUUUAUUCCAUCGAUUUUAUUCCUUAUCUGCCAUCAAUUUGCUGAUAGUUUUGAGUAUAACAAAAUUUGUAUUAAUUAACUCUUUUUGUUAUCAAAAUUUGUAACAAAUAGUACAUAUUUAACAAAUUUCAAUAGACUUGGCUAGAUAGCCAAAUAGAUAAUUUCUCUCCUUGUGGUUUCUACGAAUUAUUAGUUUUUAGAAUUGUAAUUAUUUAAUAGAAAUAAAGGAAAUGUGAAUAAAUGUAC
Molecule: messenger RNA, 695 nt
Organism: Trachymyrmex septentrionalis
Lineage: Eukaryota; Metazoa; Arthropoda; Insecta; Hymenoptera; Formicidae
Product: urease accessory protein UreE-like
Exons: 3
Coding region: 76-297 (73 amino acids)
Source: RefSeq, a predicted model, not a curated record